Messenger RNA from Iphiclides podalirius (scarce swallowtail), 1920 nucleotides. NCBI's taxonomy places the organism in Eukaryota, Metazoa, Arthropoda, Insecta, Lepidoptera, Papilionidae. The record is from the annotation of a GenBank genome assembly.
AUGAAUUUGCUGGCGUAUACAGUGGCUUCUCUGUGGUGGGUUACGCAACCGCUGAAUCCGGCCGGCCGGCGGGAGCGGCGGCCAAUGGCGGCGUUCGCCCGGCGACACACCUCCGCGCUUCGAAAUUGGAACGGUGCGCGCGCCGGCACUAUCGAGCGCCAACGCGAACGUCACUGUCACUCAGUUGACAGUCGCGCGCCGCGGAGACUGGCUGUUAACGCGCCCCGUGGCGUCCGAGUCCUCUCCACGCCGCCUCCGGCCCGCGACGACCUCGACCUAAACUUCAACAGCCCCCGCGAGGCGUUCAAAAGCAAGAAGACCAGCGAGCUAGUGCGCGCCUACUUAGUCUACCAAAUAUGCUCUAUCAACUGGAUCGUCGAGAACAACGACAUGUUGAUGAGGCGUCUGCGUCAAGUCGUCGGACAGCGGCUCUUCGAGGCGAUAAUGAAGGCCACGUUCUACGGCCAGUUCGUAGCUGGCGAGGACCAGAACAAGAUCCGGCCCACCAUCGAGAGAUUGCGCUCGUUCGGAGUGAAGUCCAUUUUGGACUACUCCGUGGAGGAAGACCUGUCGCAGGAGGAGGCUGAGAAGAGAGAAGUCAGCGCCUCGAUAUCCGCUUGCGGCGACAAGCAAGAGGAGGGUCAGCUCAAGCAGUACCACGUGGAGCAGCGCUUCGCUGACCGUCGGUACAAGGUGACCAGCGCCCGCACCUACUUCUACCUGAACGAGGCCUCCUGCGAGAAGAACAUGGAGGCGUUCCUGAGGAGCAUCGACGCGGUUGCUGGAAUUACCAAGAGUACUGGUCUGAUGGCGAUUAAGUUGACCGCCCUGGGAAGACCUCAGUUACUCCUUCAGCUGUCGGAGGUGAUAAUGCGGGCACGGAACUACAUGCAGCAGAUCGCCGGCGGCACGGGCAACGUGCUCACCCACCACAAGACCAUCGAGGACUUCCAGCGCUACUUCGGCGACCACAGCUCCAAGCCUGAGGUGCAGGAGUUCAUGCGCAAGAUCACCUCGGACAAGGAGGGCAUCGUGCACCUGUUCCCCUGGUCGAACAUCCUGGACAAGGAUAUGAACCUGUCCGACUCUUUCCGCGUGCCGGACCCUAAGAGCGGCCAGAUGCGCCGCCUCAUCUCGCAGAUCUCGCCCAAGGAGGAGGAGAUGUUCAGGAACAUGCUGCGCCGCCUGAACCACAUCAUCCAGGUGGCGAACGAGGCGGACGUGCGCGUGAUGAUUGACGCCGAGCAGACAUACUUCCAGCCGGCGAUAUCCAGGAUCUGUCUGGAGAUGAUGAGGCGAUACAACAAGGAGAAGUUCCUCGUGUUCAACACUUACCAGACGUACCUGAAGAACACCUACAACGAGAUCCUCACGGACUUGGAGCAGGCGCAGCGGCAGAACUUCUACUGGGGCGCUAAGCUGGUGCGCGGCGCUUACAUCGAGCAGGAGCGUGCCCGAGCCGCCGCCAUGGGCUACGAGGACCCCACCUGCGAGAGCGUCGACGCCACCACCGCCUCCUUCCACCGCUGCCUCAACGAGAUCCUCAGCCGCGUCAAGGAGAGCCAGUACCGGCUGGGCAUAAUGGUGGCGUCCCACAACGAGGACACGGUGCGCUACGCCAUCCAGCUGAUGAAGGAGCGCGGCAUCCGACCUGAAGACAAGGUGGUCUGCUUCGGCCAGCUGCUCGGCAUGUGCGACCACAUCACCUUCCCCCUAGGGCAAGCGGGCUACUCGGCGUACAAGUACGUGCCGUACGGGCCGGUGGCGGAGGUGUUGCCGUACCUGUCGCGGCGCGCCAACGAGAACCGCGGCUUCCUCGCCAAGAUCAAGAAGGAGAAGGGGCUGCUGCUCAAGGAGAUCGGCCGCCGGCUGCUCACCGGCCAGCUCUUCUACAAGCCGGUCGGCAACUACACGCCCGUC